Molecule: messenger RNA, 726 nt
Organism: Diaporthe citri
Lineage: Eukaryota; Fungi; Ascomycota; Sordariomycetes; Diaporthales; Diaporthaceae
Exons: 2
Coding region: 1-726 (241 amino acids)
Source: RefSeq, a predicted model, not a curated record
AUGGCGAGUGGCGGCAAGCACGUCGUCUUCGACAUUGUCGGGACAUGCGUCGGGUACGAGGCCUUCUUCGACAUCCUGGACGCCCGCAUCGGCGACCGCCUCCGCGCCCACGGCAUCAGCGCCAAGAUCUUCGGCUUCUCGUGGAUGGAGUGCGCGGAGCGCGAGUUCACCUUCCUCGACCUCUCGGGCCGCUACAAGCCCUUCUUCCCCAUCUUCAGGCCGCUCUUCUUCCGCGUGCUGGGCCAGGUGGGCAUCCCCAGGCCGAGGGAGCUCUUCAGCGAGGAGGACGCCGAGGUGUGCGCCGAGGGGUACAAGGCGCUCAAGGCGAGGCCCGGCGUGCAGGAGGCUUGGCAGAAGCUGAGGGACGCGGGGUUUACCGUCUGGGCCCUUACGACGGGCGACAAGGCGAGGGUGAAGGGCUACCUGGCUGGCGCGGGCCUGCACUGUCCCGACGAGAAUUUCUUCACGUGCGAUGGGCUGGAUGUCAGGAAGCCCGUGCCCCAGGCUUACCAGUUCGUGUUGAACCAGUUCAAGGGCGCUGAGGAGACGUGGUUUGCCGCCGCGCACAUGUGGGACGCGUCAGGAGCAAAGGCGAAUGGAUUCAAGGCUGCCUGGUGCUCCGUCUGGGAGAUCGAGCCGGUGCCGGAGGUAUUUGGUGCGGUCGACGUGGUUUCAGACAGCUUGGUUGAGAUGGCAGAGAAGAUCAUGGAGGCGUCCAAGAAAUGA